This is a messenger RNA of Podospora pseudocomata, 1047 nucleotides long. RefSeq lists its product as uncharacterized. The transcript has a single exon. The record is from RefSeq and is a predicted model, not a curated record. Bases 1 to 1047 code for a protein of 348 amino acids. Lineage: Eukaryota; Fungi; Ascomycota; Sordariomycetes; Sordariales; Podosporaceae.
AUGGCGGCAGUAUACCAAGACAUCUACUCUGAAGACGAGCUCUCCAUGCUCCUAGCUCGUCAGUUGAACUUCAACAAUCCCUUACCAGCACAACCAGAGCAAGUCCUAGAACCCGUGGCCGUCGCAGCGCCACAACCAGUCCAGGCUCCCAAGAUAGUGUACAUCUCCCAGCACUACAACCACUCGGCAGCCCACCUGGCCAAACAAAAGGAGCAACAGCAACAACAACAAGAAACCCCAGCCCGACCCUCCUCGGAGCCCCCCCAAAGCGAACACGCGGCCAUCGAACGUGUCCUCCGUGAAUACUCGGUCGAUUCAACCAACCUCUCCCCCGCCCAGUUCCACCUCUUCAAAACCGUCGACGACCCCCAACGCAUGCACUUGAUCGAACUCUGGCGCGCCUGCCCCCCACCCCCCCAACACCCCUCAGAUGUUGACUACAACUCCACCACCUCCCUAGACCAGGAAGAAGCACUCGCUCGAAUGCGCUGGGAGCAGGCCCAGCAAGACGAAAUGGAAGCCGAACUCCAGGCUCAGCUCGAGCACGAGUACCAGAUCCAAAUGGAGGAGCAGCAACGACAGCAACAACAAGGGCAGCGACAGCAGGAAAUGAUCAUCUCGUUGGAUGGGACCCCCUUGACGCCAGUUCAGGUGGGAGAUGGUAGGUGGAUCCAGACGACGGCAGAGUAUGGGGAUAUGGAACCUUACAUGGCGACUGGGUAUCAGGAGGAGCUGGCGAGACGUGAGUAUGAAGAAUCUGCUAGGCGGGCGCUACUUUUGGCUGAGCCAUAUGAAAAGGACAUGAUGAGCGGGCCGUACAGCCAGUUUGGGCCUGCGCUCGUCCAACCAGGGGGUGUCAUCGGUACUGGGACGGGUGGUAAUAGCGAGGCUAAGAGGGCGACGGACCCGGUGUACAAGUCCGUCGGGGUGGACUGGGCGGCAAUUCGGAGGAGGGAGGAGGAGUACCAGAUGAGCAUGUCGGAGCAGUAUGGGAGGUUGAUGCUGGCUAGGGGGGUGGAGGAUGAGGAGGAUGAGGAGAUGUUGUGA